Messenger RNA from Ictalurus furcatus (blue catfish), 2658 nucleotides. RefSeq names its product ST8 alpha-N-acetyl-neuraminide alpha-2,8-sialyltransferase 1 (gene st8sia1). The coding region runs from base 192 to 1187 and encodes 331 amino acids. The record is from RefSeq and is a predicted model, not a curated record. Gene Ontology annotation, molecular function: alpha-N-acetylneuraminate alpha-2,8-sialyltransferase activity. NCBI's taxonomy places the organism in Eukaryota, Metazoa, Chordata, Actinopteri, Siluriformes, Ictaluridae. Gene Ontology annotation, biological process: oligosaccharide metabolic process; N-glycan processing. The transcript has 5 exons.
AGAGGGGGAGACGCACAGCACUGAACAAUGAAACACUGGGGGUCAGAUGCAGGCUGCGCGUGAAAGGACUGUAUCCCGAGGAGCACGAUGCAACACUUUUUGCAACCAGACCCAUUUAUGAGUCGUAAUGGCGAGGGGACGUGAGUGAACAGGAGCGCGGUCCGUCUCUCUGGCUCUUCGUGGCAGGCGACAUGAUGGUGUGUUUGCGAUUCCACAGGAGUAAGUCGGUGUGGGCCGCCGUGUGUGUGCUCGUGCUCUGCUGGCUCUACAUCUUUCCUGUGUACAGGAUGCCGAGCGAUAAAGACAUCGUGGAGGAAGUGCUGCGCCAGGGCCAGGCGUGGACCAAGAACCAGACUGGGAUCGACCUAUACAGGAAGCUGGUAGCUGAAUGCUGUGACCCAAAGAGGACGUUUGCAUUGACCAAGGAGAAUUCACAGAUUGGCAAAGUCCUGUGGUAUGAUGGCGAGCUCUACCACUACCAUACAGUCAACAAUGACACCUACCCAUUAUUUAUACAGGAUAUUCCUUUUCAGCUGCCAUUGAAAAAGUGUGUGGUGGUGGGUAAUGGAGGAGUUCUGAAGAACAGUGGCUGUGGAAAAGAAAUCGACCAGGCCGACUUUGUAAUGAGAUGUAAUCUACCCCCACUGUCCAAAGAAUAUACUGAUGAUGUAGGCAGGAAGACUCAGCUGGUGACAGCUAAUCCCAGUAUUAUAGAGAAGAGCUUUCAGAGCUUGCUGUGGUCUCGCAAGGCUUUCGUGGAAAGCAUGAAAGCUUAUGGCUCCAGCUACAUCUACAUGCCUGCCUUCUCCAUGAAGCCUGGCACAGACUUGUCCCUGCGUGCCUACCAUGCGCUGGCUGAUUCAGCGUCCAACCAGACAGUGUUGUUCGCCAAUCCAGACUUCUUAAAGAAUGUGGGACGCUUCUGGAAGCAACGUGGUGUACACGGCAGACGUCUUUCCACAGGCCUCUUCCUGGUGAGCCUGGCACUGGGAGUGUGUGACGAAGUGACAGCGUUCGGCUUCUGGCCUUUUGCACUGGGCCUCGACCAGCAGCCUGUCAGUCACCACUAUUACGACAACGUGCUGCCUUCAUCUAGGUUCCAUGCAAUGCCGGAGGAGUUCCUGCAGCUCUGGCAUCUCCACAAGAGCGGUACCCUGAGAUUGCGCCUGGGCCCCUGCAUUCACUAAAAUACCACAUAUAGGAUGAGGUAUUUUCUGUUUUUAAAUAAAUCUGCCACCCUCACCUACUCUUCAAAUUAGCAUGAGGUGAAAAGAGUGGCUGCAGCUCCUCCUCUAUCCCAAAACCCACCAAACUGAUUCCACCCCUAGUGUCUGCUUGAUCCCUGUGGGUAGACACUCAAUACCCCAACACACAAAGGUAUUCACACACACAGAAAGACACCCACACACUUUCUUUUUGGUUGCCAAGGGACUGUCUCAGUCUUGCCAAGAGUGGUGUGAGAGUGUAGAGUGGGGCAGAAGCGUGGGCUGGUAUAAAGCUAUAGCUGCAUUUACAGCAGCUGCUCUCCCAGAUCUUUUUUUCGUUUUGCAACCUGAAUGGGGGAAUAAGGAGGCAUGCAUGGAACAGGUAAUCAAAGACAUCUUAAAUGCUCUCUGAAAAAAGGAAAUGCAUUGAGAACAGCAGGAUUUUUGCCAAGAACAGCAGGAUUUUUGCCAAGACUACAUAUAGCCAUGACCAUAGUGGGUGGUGUUUAAUGAUGGCAAAAAAAAUGACUUUUUUUCUUCACCUUUUUGUUGCAAUGUUUUGUGGAUAAAUAGUUUUUGAUGCAGAAAUGAAACAUGGGAAAGUAUUAUUCUAUUUAUAGUUAUUUUUUGUGUGAUAUUCACAAUGUUGAAGCUUACAGUUGCAAUCAAAAUUAUCCAGCCCCCAUUGCAAAUCAGGUUUAUUGUCAGAAUUUAUAGACUUUCAGCUGUUUGCAAUGAACAAAUUAAACAAAAGCAAUUGAAAUAGUUCAACACAACAAAUGCUUCAAGUGGUUUCCCCAAAUUCAACUGAAAAUGCAACUUAUAAUGAUUUCUUCAGUUUCAAAAUUAUUCAACUCCUUGCAUCUUUAGUACUUAGUAGAGCACCCUUUUGCUAUUAUGACUUGCUGCAAAUGAGAUGUAUAGCUUCUGGUAAUGUUCCUGAGGAAUCUUAGCCCAUUCUUCAUGAGCAGUUCAGUAAUAUACUUUGAUUUGCGUGCUGCAACCGCCUUCUUCAAAUCCCACCAGAGAUUUUAUAUGGGGUUCAAGUCAGGUGACUGUGAUGGCCCUGUAUAAUCUUCUAGGACUUCUUCUGCAACCAAGCUUUGGUGGAAUUUGAGGUAUACUUGGGAUCAUUGUCCUGUUGAAAGGUCCAUUGAUGCCCAAGCUUCAGCUUCCUCACAAACGGCAUGACAUUUUCUCCUAGGAUUUCCUGAUACUUCAAUGAAUCCAUUUUGCCUUCCACACGCUGCAGGUUUCCAGUGCCAGAGGAUGCAAAGCAGCCCCAGAGCAUCACCGAGCCACCACCAUGCUUGACUGUGGACAGAGUGUUCUUUAUUCAUUCUUCUUCCUCCAGACAUACCACUGAUCCAUCAUGCUGAAAAGUUCACUCCACAGAACAGAAACCCAAAACUUCUGUGGAUUAUUAUAUCAUUUUGAGCCAACUUUUCUUGUG